Molecule: messenger RNA, 2278 nt
Organism: Danio rerio (zebrafish)
Lineage: Eukaryota; Metazoa; Chordata; Actinopteri; Cypriniformes; Danionidae
Source: RefSeq, a predicted model, not a curated record
UUCAUGAACACAACCCUUCGUCGUAGUAGGAUUCUGGGCGGGGUUUGCAUUCCAGCCCGCACACCUGGACAGGAGAUCUGUUUCACUUUCCAAAGGGAAAAUCCUCGGGAACUCACUUAGUUGUGUUUCAGGCAGAAUCAUGGCCUCGGCCGGUGAACAUGGACACACCUGGGAACUCAGCAUUCAGGUGGACCAGCGGGAGGGAGACGAGGGCAUGAGGUUUAAACUGCGGGUCAAAGGGGAUCUGCACGUUGGCGGACUCAUGCUCAAACUGGUGGAGAAGAUCAAGGCUCCUCAGGACUGGUCAGAUCAUGCCAUCUGGUGGGAGCAGAAGAGCUGCUGGCUGCUGAAGACUCACUGGACUCUGGAUAAAUACGGGAUCCAGGCGAACGCUGACCUGCGCUACACUCCUCAGCACAAGUCCCUUUGCAUUCAGCUGCCCAACAUGAAGAACAUCAAACUGCCGGUCACUUUCUCCGGCGUUGUCUUCAGAGCUGUGGCCGAGAUCUGUAAAACACUCAACAUUAGAAGAACCGAAGAACUUUCUCUCCUGAAACCAACAGAUGAACCCAAGAAGAAAAAGAAAAAAGACAAAGGCACAGAUUUAGCCACUGAUGAGAUAUUAACCAUGGACAUAACUGGAGGAGCUCUGGGUAUGUACAGUAAAACCAUGACCCCGAUCUAUGACCCGGACAGCGGCUCACCUGUAUCCUCCACCAGUCUGUGGUACGGUGGGAGUCCGCUGACCGCCUGCCAACCAAACUUGCCACCAGAGGAGCUCGCCAAACUGUACAAACCUCUAACCAUGGAGGAUAAAGCAGCCAUUAAUGCUGGAUGGCUGGAUUCGUCUCGUUCGCUGAUGGAGCAGGGGAUUCAGGAAAAUGACAGACUCCUGCUGCGAUUCAAGUACCACUGCUUCUUUGACCUCAACCCAAAGUAUGAUGCGGUGAGAAUCACGCAGCUUUAUGAACAGGCCAGAUGGGCAAUCCUGCUGGAGGAGAUCGACUGCACUGAAGAGGAGAUGCUCAUGUUUGCAUCCCUACAGUAUCACAUCUGUAAACUGACCUUAUCGACGGAGCCACUGGACAAUUCAGAUGAGAAAGAGGUUGAUGAAGUGGAGGCUGCGCUUUCAAACUUAGAGACUCAUCUGGAAGGACGAAACGCUGAUAAGAUCCUGGAAGAUAUAACGGACAUUCCAAAAUUGGAGGAUACACUCAAACUGUUCAGGCCCAAGCGACUGACGUUAAAGCCGUAUAAGGAGUACUGGUUUGUUUUUAGGGACACCACCAUUUCUUAUUUUAAAAACAAAGAUUCUGCCAAUAAAGAGCCCAUUGAGCAGCUUCAUCUACGAGGAUGUGAGGUCAUUCCUGAUGUCAAUGUGACCGAGAGGAAAUUCGGCCUCAAGCUAUUAUUGCCCGCAGCUGAUGGGAUGAACGAGGUUUACAUUCGCUGCGAAAAUGAAACUCAGUACGCCAAGUGGAAAGCUGCCUGUAUUUUGGCAUCCAAAGGCAAGACGAUGGCCUACAGCUCGUACCGCACCGAGGUGAAGAACAUCCAGUCGUUCCUGCAGAUGAAGAGUCUCGCUCCUCCUCCCGGUCAAGCGGCACCUGAUGUAGAGUCCAUGGAGAUGAACCCCGAGUGCUUUGUUUCUCCGCGAUAUGCUAAGAAGUUCAAGACCAAACAGCUGACCACACGAAUCUUGGAGGCCCAUCACAAUAUUUCCCAGCUUUCCCUUAUGGAGGCUAAAAUGCGUUUCAUUCAAGCAUGGCAGUCUCUGCCCGAUUUUGGCAUCAAGUACUAUAUUGUCAGAUUCAGAGGAAGCAAGAAAGAUGAGCUGUUAGGCAUCUCCUACAACAGGUUGAUCCGCAUCGACAUGUCCACUGGUCUACCGGUGACCACCUGGAGGUUCUCCAACAUGAAACAGUGGAACGUCAACUGGGAGAUUCGACAGGUGACCAUUGAGUUUGACCAGAGUGUGUCGAUUGCGUUUUCCUGCCAGAGCUGCGACUGUAAGGUGGUUCACGAGUAUAUCGGAGGAUACAUUUUCCUCUCGACGCGCUCAAAAGACCAGAAUGAAACUCUAGAUGAAGAACUCUUCCACAAACUCACAGGAGGACAAGACUGACCUCAGAUCAGCAUGACCAUUUAAUAUAGUGUUUUUCUUCAUCUUUGCCUAAGUCCUUUUGUAUUUGUAAUAAGGCAAGUUAACACAAAAGAGAACAUAACUCCAUGUUUGCAUCUAAAACAAUACAUUUGUUGUUCUCUCUUGACAUUUUUA